GUGGGAGCUGGUGGUGGUGGUAGCAGCUCGGCUGAGCGCUCAGUGCAAAGUGAUCGCUCAUCCGAUUCGUUGAAAUUCGCGAAACAUUUUCUAACUUCGCCCGGUUUACAAGGAAGUGUUCGUUCGUGUUAAUCGAUACGUUUUUACGUAAUUGGACGAUCAUUACGAGAUAUUGCGAUGUGUGUGAAAUCGUAACAGCCUUCACGGAUUAUAGCUUAUUGGAACAAAUUGGCAAUGCAUUAUUAUUGAGAAACGUACGCGAUGUUUAAAACAAACAUGUUGGUAGUGACAUUAUUUGUGUUGGUGUGUGUUGUAAGUGGUGAAGUGAACCGUACUGUGUCGGGGUCCAGAAUGGCGUGGAUGAAGGGUCUGCUGGACCAUCACGAUUGGAUGCAGAUCCUGGAUGGGAACCACACUGUGCCUCGAGAGUGCGAGGCGGAUUUGAGGCAGUACAUCACUGCUUUGAACGACGGCUCGCUGUGGGCUUCGAAAAUAUACGACGCAUCUGGUCAAUACAGCCCCAACAUUCUGUUUGGCAAUGAGUACUGGCUGGGCUCUUUGAACGCGUGCCGCGAUCUCCAACUGAAGCAGUACUAUGCGCAGACGCCCCCCUUCCCCACCACUUUCUACGUAGCUAAGAUCAACUUGACCGUCGAUGGAGAUCAUAUACCAAUGACCCGACCGAUGUUGGUCGGUCAGUGCGUGCCAGCCUCCUGCAACAAAGAUGCUGUCAAGAUCCUCCUGGACGCCGCCGAGACGAUUGUAUCAAGUCGAGCCGCCGUCGCCGGCAUCGACGCUUCGUUCAGCACUUUGUAUGUCCGGCCCGUGCCCGGCUCGUACAAUGUACUGAACGACCCAAAGCUACACAUACUCGGAACUGCUAUGUUAAUAGUAGCGAUAUGGAUGCUGGCAGCCUCUGUGUACGAAGGAUACUUGGAACGACGCUAUCAGUACAAGGAGCAAAAGGACCUCGAAGUGGCCAAUAACAACCACAAGCCAACUCCCAAUAGUCAGCAAACCACUGAAAAUUCAGAUGAAGAUAUCAGAGAUAGAGAAAUUCGACGGGAGCCCUGUGGAAUGUGGUCGGAAAUCUUAUUAUCGUUCUCGGUGCUAUCGAACGGGCGAGCGAUUCUUGGCACACAACGACCGAGCGACGGAGCACUAACCUGUCUACACGGCAUGAGGUUCAUGUCUGUAUUAUGGGUGAUUAUGGUGCACACCUACUUGACAAUCUUCUACAUAGCUGACAACAAAACUAUGAGAGUCGUGACAGAGCGGAACUUCUUUUACCAAUCCGUUGGCAAUGCGUCUUACUGUGUCGACACUUUCUUCUUUAUCAGUGGCCUGCUUGUAACGGUUCUCUUUUUGAGGAGCGAAGAAAAAAAGGCGAACAGAAAAAACGCUAAGAAACCAGAACGAGUCGACAAAGAGAUAAAUAAAAAUGUAAACGGCUACACGAAUUCCGCGUUAUCGGUAUCUGUUAUAGGCCAAGAGUCUUUUUACGAGGAUCUACUCGACAAGCCGAUAGCGAAGGGUUACUCGAAGCAGGAAAUCGUGAGAAUGAUUCGAUCGUUUUUCGUCAUGCUCUCUUAUCGCGUGGUGAGAUUGACUCCGGCGUAUGCUUUCGUGAUCGGUCUGAAUGAGCUGGUGUUACGUUAUACUCACGAUCACACGGUGUUCGAGCCGGCGAUAUUUGACCACAUCACGUGUGACAAGUACUGGUGGCGUAACGUAUUGUACAUCAACAAUCUGUUCCCGCAAAAGGACAUGUGCAUGGUAUGGUCGUGGUACAUGGCGAAUGAUACGCAAUUCUACGUCGUCGGUAUCAUAUUGUUAUUGAUAUCUGUUAAACACAUGAAAUUUGCAAUGGUGACUCUGAUCCUGGUAAUGGUUAGCUCCUGGGCAACCACUAUCUACGUGUCGGUGUGGCACCAAUACAAAGCUCGGAUACAAGAGCCCUUCGAAAUGUUCGACCCCCUUUACGACAAGCCUUGGUCACGAAUCGGUCCUUAUCUAGUCGGUAUGAUAGUUGGUUGGUACCUGUACAAAAUGAGGUGUCAAGUCCGUAUUCCUUACUGGGUGGUAGCCAUCGGAUGGCCUACGUCGCUGGUCAUCAUCAGUAGCCUUAUCUUCGGCAUGGUCGACGGUUACUUCGAAGUUUGGCCCACGGCCUUCUAUGUCAGCGUGGGGCAUACCGCAUGGGCGGUGGCGUUAGCUUGGAUCGCGAUAGCAUGCUGCUGCGGCUACGGCGGGCUGGUGAACUCGGCGCUGUCGUACCGCGGACUGCUGCCGCUGAGCCGCCUCACGUACUGCGCAUACCUGGUGCAUCCCACCAUCAUGAUGUACACGUCCUUCCUGCUCGACGGACCGCUGCAUCUGCAAAAUUCUAUGGUUCUUACAAUAUACGCCGGGUAUGCAGUCAUGGCAUUCCUGGCAUCGUUUGCUAUCUCGCUGGCAUUCGAGGCGCCUGCAGUCAGGCUCAUCAAGAUCUUCAACGGAGGGAAUAAGAGUCAAAAGUCUAAUAAAUGAAUAAUUAGCAGCAUUCCAGCAAAGGUAUUGGUUUUGGUAAAUAACUUCUAGUAUUUUACAUGCUGAACACAAGCGA
Messenger RNA from Bicyclus anynana (squinting bush brown), 2605 nucleotides. Its product is annotated as nose resistant to fluoxetine protein 6. Gene Ontology annotation, molecular function: acyltransferase activity, transferring groups other than amino-acyl groups. The coding region runs from base 262 to 2529 and encodes 755 amino acids. The transcript is spliced from 13 exons. The record is from RefSeq and is a predicted model, not a curated record. NCBI's taxonomy places the organism in Eukaryota, Metazoa, Arthropoda, Insecta, Lepidoptera, Nymphalidae.